This is a messenger RNA of Serpula lacrymans var. lacrymans S7.9, 1651 nucleotides long. RefSeq lists its product as uncharacterized. Gene Ontology annotation, biological process: adenylate cyclase-modulating G protein-coupled receptor signaling pathway. Lineage: Eukaryota; Fungi; Basidiomycota; Agaricomycetes; Boletales; Serpulaceae. The record is from RefSeq and is a predicted model, not a curated record. Gene Ontology annotation, molecular function: GTP binding; GTPase activity; G-protein beta/gamma-subunit complex binding. The transcript has 7 exons. Gene Ontology annotation, cellular component: heterotrimeric G-protein complex. The coding region runs from base 1 to 1029 and encodes 342 amino acids.
AUGCUAUCUACAGGACAUGACAAGAUCGAGAGCAUGAUCAAAAGCAACCGCCAGGCGAUCAGAAACGAAAUGAAGAUACUUGUCCUUGACACUGAGGAGCCUCGUGGUUCUACACUGCACUGGCUGAAGAGCACAGAAGUCCUCUUUCGGGGUGGUUAUAGCAAUGCAGAAAGGAAUUCGUUUAAGCAGAUAGUCAUUUCCAAAACUAUUCGAUGUAUGCGUAACAUUGUGGAGGCAAUGCCUCAGCUUGACAUCCCCCUGUCUCGUCGAAACGACCCUUUCCGUUCUGUAAUUCUGAAUCUUCCUCCUGGGCUCAGAGGCGAUGAGUUCCCUCAAGGUGUCGUGCAUGCACUGUUAUCUCUCUGGCGUGAUCCCGGCGUGAAAGAGGCAGCUCGGCGGUCAGAGGAGUUUCAGUUGAGCGAUCACGCUGCCUACUUCUUAAAUGCUAUCGACCGCAUUUCCGCCCCGGGGUAUAUGCCCACGGACCAGGAUAUCCUGAGGGCCGGAUCCAAAGAUACUGGCGUCGAUGAGGUGGUCAUGCAGGUUGGAGAGCUGGUUUAUAAGUUCGUCCAGGUCAACGUACCAGCCGAAGACAGGAAGAAAUGGAUUAGUUGUUUCUCCGAAGUCAAAGUCUUGAUUUAUGUGGUCGAUCUGAGCCAAUACGAUCGUAUGUCACUUGCAGAUGAAAAUAUGACCUACAUCCAACAUACUCUGGAGACGUUUGAAUCGAUUUGCAAUGCACAAUGGUUUAGACAGACGCCGAUUGUCUUAUUGAUGGAUAAAAUCGAUGUUUUUUCUGAGAAGCUGGAGCAACUACCACUGAACCAAUACUUUCCGGGUUAUACGGGAUGCAAUUAUGAUACUGCAUGCGAAUUCAUGCUUCGACUCUUUGUGUCUCUCAACCGUAAUCCAUCCAGGCAGGUUUAUUCACACUUUGUUUCAACCACCGACAUGCAACAGAUGAAAUUUAUAUUGAGCGCCAUACAAGAUAUUUCCUUAAAUGCAAUUCACAGAAGGGGGUCCUACUAGUCCAAAAAUGAGUUAGUGGGACUUCAAGAGGAUACAUUACUACUGAAAUGUUGACGUGUGCACGUUGUACACCACUAGGCACACAUCUUCACCUUCAUCUCAAAGACGCUUCGAUAUCCGAAAACAUCGCUAUAUCAUUCAACUUGCAGCAUUCGUCCGGUAUGCUCCUUUCCAGUGGAAUGUCAUCGACUCGUCUCAGGGCAACCCAUCUCUUUUUGAUCGCACCUUGUUCCAGAAUGUAUAUUGGAGAGAAAGGAUCGAUCAAAUCGUGUCUUCGAUUCAGCCCAUAUUCCAAAUUUCACGGACCGGAAAGGCUGAUUUUGGAAAUGGAGGUUCACGUUCAGGAGUUACGAACUGUUGUAUAUUCCGCAACUGGCAAUAUCGUGUUACUUCUUCGAAACAAUCAUCUCAGUGAUUGAUUUGAAUCGAAUGGUCGGAUUCAAAAGUCUAAGUAUAUGUGGGUCAUUGUUGAUGCAGUCCUGAAUAUGAGAGGCACAAUGCUGUUUCAAGUUCCUUCAGUCGAAAAAGUCGAGUGAGAUUCUAAGUGUUGCACUGUAAGUAACUGUAAUAUUGCUACUAGUCAUGUAGUACGUAAUAAAACACCAUGAGGGGACAUGGCAUU